Oryza sativa Japonica Group (Japanese rice) is the source of this 2019-nucleotide messenger RNA. RefSeq lists its product as uncharacterized. NCBI's taxonomy places the organism in Eukaryota, Viridiplantae, Streptophyta, Magnoliopsida, Poales, Poaceae. The record is from RefSeq and is a predicted model, not a curated record.
CUGUAUUUUGUUCAAAGAUUAGACCAGAGUGUGCAUUGUACGCAGUGCCAAAGAUUCUCCUAAGCCGCAGACCCAUUUACGAUCCGUUCGUCCGUUUCUGGUCCCCUUGGAAGUAGCAAAACGUCUCAAGACUGAAGAGUGAGCCCAUGUCACUGGCAUAGUCCAUGCAUAAGACCAAAGAGCAAUUUCAGAGGCCAGCCAGUCCCAAUUGUUUUUACCUACCAGUUUACUCCAAGAUAAUGCCGGCCUCUAGCUAGCUGCAUGUGCCAAUGAGACCCGUUCAGUUUGAACUUUGCAUCCAUGGAGACAGUAAUACUCUCUGGCCAGCUGAAGGUAGAAGAAGAAGAAGGCAAUGAUGAGGAAUGAAUGACAUUAGCAGUUACAGACUUACAGUUAGCAGUGCACAGUCAUUGCAGUAUUCAGCAAUCGGAUUGUCCGGCGAGGAAGGGGAGUCGCCGGAGAAGGGGGAGAUGCCGACGGUGUGGGCGGCGCUCAAGAAGUCGCUCAACUGCAAAUCGGGGGAUUCUUGCGGCGUGAUCGAGCGGGAGGAAUCUCAGGGCGGCGUCACAGCCGGCAAGAAGUCGUCGUCGACGUCGGCGGCGGCGCUGCGCAGGUCGGGGUGCUCGCGGUCCAUCGCCAACCUGAGGGACGUGUUCCACAGCCAGUACGGUGGCAGCCGGAGGCAGGAGGACGCCGUCGCCGCCGCCGCCGCCGGCGAAGGCGAUGGGGGAUGCGGUAGCCCGAGGUCGAUAGGGAGCAACGACGUGCUGAACCCGGUGACCCACGACGUGCUGCUCGCCGCCAGGUCGGACGCGAAGUGCGAGCUCCGGAUCAGCACCCCCGGCCGCGGCGCGUGGGCCGGCGCCGGCGGCGGGGUGCCGUUCCCGCACAGCCCGCUCCUGCUGCGGUGCAGCACCACCCCUGUCUCGACGAGGAAGUCCCCGUCCGCCAUGUCGCCGCUCCGCCGCGCCGAUGACGACGACGACAACGCCGAGGCGCCGUCGCCCGCUCCCGCCAGGGCCUCCUGCGAGGUCGGCAUCCGGUGCCACCGCUGCGGCGACCGCUUCGCCAACCACGACGCCCUGGAGUCGCACCACCACUCCAGACACGCCGUGACCGAGCUGGUGGAAGGCGACUCGUCGAGGAAGGUGGUGGAGAUCAUCUGCAAGGCCGGGUGGGCGAAGACGGAGAACGCGCUGGGCCGCAUCGAGCGGGUGGUGAAGGUGCACAACGCGGAGAGGUCGGUGGCGCGGUUCGAGGAGUUCAGGGAGGCGGUGAAGGGGAAGGCGGCGAGGCUGUCCAAGAAGCACCCGCGCUGCCUCGCCGACGGCAACGAGCUCCUCCGGUUCCACGCCACGACGCUCGCCUGCUCCCUCGGCGCUGGCGACUCCUCCACCCUCUGCACGUCGGGCAGCUGCAGCGUCUGCCGCAUCAUCCGCCACGGCUUCUCGGCGACCAGAGAGAUCAAGGACGGCGUCGGCGUGUUCACCACCUCCACCAGCAAGCGCGCGCUGGAAUGCAUCGCCGGAGACGGAGACGGCGACGAGGCGGCGAACGCGGGCGUGAGGAAGGCGCUGCUGGUGUGCAGGGUGGUCGCCGGGAGGAUCCACCGGCCGCUGGAGAAUCUCCAGGAAGUGGCGGCGCAGCCGGGGUUCGACUCCGUCGCCGGCAAGGUGGGCGCCUACGCCAGCAUCGAGGAGCUCUACCUGCUCAACCCGAGAGCUCUCCUCCCUUGCUUCGUCGUCAUCUGUAAACCUUGAUGAUUCCUUCUGCAAAACUGCUUUUAAGAAUUGAGGAAUCGAAUCAUUGUUUAGAGUGGUGAUCUGAUCCCAGGUAUUGUUCUGUUCUGUUAGAUGCUGGCGAUUUGUUAGUAUGUACAUUUUGCUGUUGUUUCUUCUUCAGAAAAAAAAAGCACAUGAUUUUAGCAGUUUUUUUUUUUAGAUUUGCAAAUGCGUGUGUUUAUCAGUGGAUGUUUGCAUGAUGUUGUGGUGCUUAGGAAUAUGGCAUCAAUUCGAGAUA